AUGGCCUCCAACAAAGCUAAUCACACUGCCAAAAUCAAUCAUCUCAAUGCUGCCCCUAAAGCUGACUUCAUCGCCAGGAGGCAAAAAAUCGAGAAGCACAGGAAAGCUCUGCCGAUUGCUUCGGGAGUGCAAAAUUUAUGUCAAAGAAACGAUUGUGCUUCUAAUUUUUGGUAUUGUGCAGUCGAAAAGAGACUAGUGGAAGAGGUUCGCAACAACGACGUACUAAUUAUUGUUGGGGAAACUGGCAGUGGGAAGACAACACAGUUACCGCAGUAUCUAUUUGAUGGAGGGUUUUGCCGCAAUGGUAGAGUCAUUGGGAUAACUCAACCUAGACGUGUUGCUGCUGUUACGGUCGCCAAAAGGGUGGCCGAGGAAUCUGGAGUAACAUUAGGCCAAAAGGUUGGAUAUUCCAUUAGAUUUGAUGAUGUGACUUCUGCCUCAACAAGGAUUAAAUACAUGACAGAUGGCUUGUUAUUGAGGGAGGCAUUAUUGGAUCCAUAUCUCUCUAAAUAUUCGGUUAUUAUUGUGGAUGAGGCUCAUGAGAGAACAGUUCACACUGAUGUAUUACUUGGUCUAUUGAAGGCUGUUCAAAAAACAAGGUCACAGGGUAUCAAUGACACGGUACAUAAACAACUUAUAAAAGCUGAGAAUGGCAUACAAUUGGAAAAAGAGAACGAGAUUGAAUCCACCAGCAUUCUGAAGCACAAUCAAGGCAAAAAGUUAUCCCCAUUGAAGUUAGUUAUUAUGUCUGCCAGUCUGGAUGCAAAAAUCUUUUCCGAUUAUUUUGGUGGUGCUAGGGCGAUGCAUGUCCAAGGCCGGCAAUUUCCUGUUGAUGUACUAUACACUCAUCAACCAGAGACUGAUUAUGUAGAUGCAACCUUGAUUACUAUAUUUCAGAUACAUCUAGAGGAAGGACCAGGUGAUAUACUUGUGUUCUUGACUGGCCAAGAAGAGAUCGAAUCUAUUGAGAGGCUCAUCCAGGAGCGAAUUCCUAAAUUACCUGAGAGUAAAAGCAAGCUUCUCGUUAUUCCGAUAUUUGCAUCUCUACCAUCAGAGAAACAAAUGAAAGUCUUCAUGCCUCCACCGUGUGGUUUUCGUAAGGUAAUAUUAGCUACCAAUAUUGCUGAAACAUCAGUGACAAUACCUGGAAUAAGGUAUGUCAUUGACCCUGGAAUGGUCAAAGUACGCACGUAUGAUGCUUCUACUGGGAUUGAGCCGUUGAUAAUUGUUAAAACCUCAAAAGCCCAAGCAUUACAACGGAGUGGCCGUGCUGGCCGAGAUGGACCAGGCAAAUGCUACCGCCUUUAUCCGGAGAAUGAAUUUUACAAGCUGAAAGCUUCUACAACACCUGAGAUUAAAAGAUGCAACCUUGCAAAUGUAAUUUUGCAGCUUAAAGCUCUAGGUAUUGAUGAUAUACUUGGUUUUGACUUCAUUGAAGAACCAGACAGGAUGGCCAUCAUCAAAUCAAUGGAAUUGUUAUUCUUGUUAGGUGCCCUUACGGACGGAAGUAAAUUGUCCGAUCCAGUUGGUCAUCAAAUGGCCAGGCUUCCACUGGAUCCUAUUUAUUCUAAGGCUCUUGUUGUUGCCAAUCAAUUUAAUUGCUUGGAAGAAAUGUUAAUAAUUGUUGCGUUGCUCUCAGUUGAAUCCAUAUAUUAUGCUCCCCGUGAAAAGUUGGAAGAGUCGCGAACUUCCUUGAGAAGCUUUUCAAGUUUAGAGGGUGAUCAUUUGACGUUACUAAAGAUCUAUCGCGCUUCUGAUGAGUUUUUGGAGAAGAGCAAGCUGGCAGACAGUCCUGAUAAGGCUGAAAAAAAACUUAGAAAAUGGUGCAAGCAGAAUUUUAUCAACAGCCGCUCUUUAAAACAUGCCCGUGAUAUCCAUAGUCAAAUACGGAAGAAUGUUGUGCAAAUGGGUCUUUGUGUCACUUCAUGUGGGGAAGACAUGCUUCCACUGCGCAGAUGCCUAGCUGCUUCGUUUUUCCUAAAUGCGGCUUUGAAGCAGCCUGAUGGUACUUACAGGGCUUUGUCAAGUGGUCUCGCGGUGCAGAUUCAUCCGUCGUCUGUAUUAUUCCGGAUGAAACCAGAAUGCAUAAUCUUUAACGAAUUAGUCCGGACUAAUAAGAACUAUGUCCGCAAUGUUUCUACUAUAGAUUACUUGUGGUUACCUGAGCUGGCCCCUCAAUUCUAUGCCUUACCGGAAUAGUUCCCCCACGACUCAACGAAUUUCUCUGCAACGGAGAGACUAUGACUGUGGCCUCAUCCAUUUCCUCUGUAACUCAACGCAAGCGCAAUAGCUGCUGCAGGUGAAGUUGAAUCAUGCCAACACUCACCUAUCAUCAAUAAGUAGGACUCUAUACGAACCGAGUUGCGCCGAGCCGAAUACGAAGGCCGAAUACCUUCAGGCUUGGGCUUGUUUCACGAAAAUUUUACUAGGCUUGAGAUUGGCUCGAGCUCGAAUUCGAGCUUUAAAAUGAGCUCGAGCUUGGCUCGGCAAAUCAAUAUUAAGCUCGAGCUUGGUUCGAAUUCGGCUCGAGAUCAAGCUCGGCUUGUAUUUGGCUCGAAGUAAAUUUUUUUUUUCGAAUUGUUCCACGAGCUCGAAUACAAGCUCGGGUUUCGCGAAUUAAAAAAAAAUGUGCGAGGUCAAGCGCGAGCUCACGCUCGAAUUCAA
Salvia miltiorrhiza (redroot sage) is the source of this 2664-nucleotide messenger RNA. Its product is annotated as pre-mRNA-splicing factor ATP-dependent RNA helicase DEAH10-like. Bases 1 to 2199 code for a protein of 732 amino acids. Gene Ontology annotation, cellular component: nucleolus; intracellular anatomical structure. The record is from RefSeq and is a predicted model, not a curated record. NCBI's taxonomy places the organism in Eukaryota, Viridiplantae, Streptophyta, Magnoliopsida, Lamiales, Lamiaceae. The transcript has 13 exons. Gene Ontology annotation, biological process: positive regulation of transcription by RNA polymerase I. Gene Ontology annotation, molecular function: RNA binding.